Endocarpon pusillum Z07020 is the source of this 741-nucleotide messenger RNA. RefSeq lists its product as uncharacterized. Bases 1 to 741 code for a protein of 246 amino acids. The transcript has 3 exons. The record is from RefSeq and is a predicted model, not a curated record. NCBI's taxonomy places the organism in Eukaryota, Fungi, Ascomycota, Eurotiomycetes, Verrucariales, Verrucariaceae.
AUGCACCCUUUCAUCUCCCGAAUCCUCUCCAACGUCCUCUACUACUCACCAACCUCGCGCAUCCACUCCUGGCUCCUCUACUUCGGCAUCCAGACCGCCCUGCCUGACUCCACGCAGGAGUUCGCCCCCUUGCGGAAUAUCUGCGAGUAUCUGAAUGCGCUGCACAUCUAUGCUGAUGAGGCGAAGAGGGGCGUCGUGAGGCAUGUGGAGGCGAAUCAUUUUUGCUCGCAUUUGAGUAAAGACGUACGCCAAUGUCUGCUCUACGACUCCGCCGCCAAGAACGCCCGCCUUAUCGGGGUGGAGUACAUGGUCACGAAGGAAAUAUACGAGACUCUUGAUCCGGAAGAACAAAAACUUUGGCAUUCGCAUGAGUUCGAAGUCAAAUCCGGCAUGCUCGUCCUUCCCAUGCCAGCCUCCCAUGCCUCCGGCCCCUCGGAAUGGGAAAAGCUUGAAACCGAAGCCAUGCGUCAAGUUAUCGGCCUCUACGGCAAGACCUGGCAUUUUUGGCAAAUUGACCGUGGCGAUACAUUGCCGUUGGGCUAUCCGCGAUUGAUGGGCAGCCUAACCGAGCCGGGCCAGCUCAAUCUUGAAGAGGUGUUGAAGGAGAGGAAUGAGAGACAUGGGGUAGAUAUGGAGAGAAAGCGGAGGCUGAGGGAGGGAAUUCAGGAGCCGGGGGUCAGUGGGAAUGCGGAUUCAUGGUGGAAGGGGAUCGGGCCGCCGAGCCAGGAUAGUUGGUCUUGA